Rotaria sp. Silwood1 is the source of this 1059-nucleotide messenger RNA. The record is from the annotation of a GenBank genome assembly. Lineage: Eukaryota; Metazoa; Rotifera; Eurotatoria; Philodinida; Philodinidae.
AUGGAUGACGAAAGUGUUAAUAAUCAAGUACAUACUAACAAGUUAACUCAAUUACUUUUACUGGAUGAUAUUAAAGAUGAACAAAUGUUUGAGAAUGUUGAUGAUGAUCAAAAUCUAUAUCAUAUGUGUGCGGCUUGUAAAAUUGCUAUAACUGAUCAAUAUUAUUUACGUGUUGGUUCAAAAAUUUAUCAUGAAUCAUGUUUACAAUGUGCUGUUUGUCAAAUAGCACUCGAUAAACAACAGACAUGUUUUUUAAAAGGUUUACAAAUUUUAUGUCGACAAGAUUAUUAUAAACAUUUUGGUAAUAAAUGUUCAAAAUGUGGUCGACAUAUUCAAGCAAGUGAUUGGGUUCGUCGAGCACGUGAACAUGUAUAUCAUUUAGCUUGUUUUGCAUGUAAUACAUGUAAACGACAAUUAUCAACAGGUGAAGAAUUUGCUUUACAAAGUAGUCAUGUUUUAUGUAAAACACAUUUUAUUGAUCCAAAUGAAACAAAUGAAGGAAAAGAUGGAGAUACAAAACAAGGUAAAGCUAAACGAGUACGAACAACAUUUACAGAAGAACAAUUACAAAUUUUACAAGCUAAUUUUGAAGUUGAUUCAAAUCCAGAUGGACAAGAUCUUGAACGUAUUGCUCAGAUUACUGGAUUAAGUAAACGUGUGAUUCAAGUAUGGUUUCAAAAUACUCGAGCUCGACAGAAGAAGCAAGAAACAAAUCAUCGAAGACGAAAUACACGUAGCAGUAGCAGCAGUUCAAGUUCCAACAAAAGUGGUGAUACCUUAACAAAAAGAACAACACAAAUAUGGUUUCAAAAUGCUCGUGCUCGAAUGAAAAAAAAACCAUGCGCAACAACAAGUUCACCACCCACAUAUGCAACAUUGACAAAUAAUAAUCUUAAUCUUGUCGAUACACUUCAUUUAUCAGCAGAACAACAAAUAGACGCAAAAACGAAUCAACGUAUGAAUCAUUUACAAUGGUCAUCAUCACAAACAUCACCAGCGUCGUCAUUGAUUUACGAUGGAGAAAAUAGCAAUGAUGAAUAUUCUACUGGAUAUAUCUAG